CACCAUCUCCUCCUCUUUCUCUCUCUCUCCAACCUGGUCUUACUCCUUUCACAUAUCCAGCCAGGGCCGUCGUUUCUCACACAUCUUGCCGGAGGGAGAGAAUAAACGAAGAAGGCGACGGAGACGGAGACGGAGAGAGUUUGAUUUGAAUAUCAUGGCCCAGCCUUCCAACGCUGCUGAUCUCAAUCCUCAAACCCCUCACCCUCACCAUCAAUGGUAUCAACAACAACGACAGUAUCAGCAGCAAUGGAUGGCGGUGCAGUACCCUGCCGCCGCCAUGGCCAUGAUGCAACAACAGCAGAUGAUGAUGUAUCCUCCUCAGCAUUACGUGGCGUAUUCUCACCAUCCUUAUCAACAGCAGCAACAGCCACAGCAGCAGCCACCGCCGUCGCAGCAGCAACAGCAGCAACCUCAGUCGCAGCGACCUCGCAGGCAGGGGUCAACGGACGACGUUAAGACGCUUUGGAUUGGUGACCUUCAGGCCUGGAUGGACGAGACCUAUCUCCAUAACUGUUUCGCUCACACCGGCGAGGUUUUCUCUGUUAAGGUCAUAUGCAAUAAGCAAACUGGUCAAUCUGAGGGCUAUGGAUUUGUUGAGUUCUAUUCACAUGCAACAGCUGAUAAAGUGUUGCAGAACUAUAAUGGUGCUAUGAUGCCAAACACAGAUCUGCCUUUCCGUCUCAAUUGGGCAACCUUUAGUGGAAAUGAUAGGCGACCGGACACUGGUUCUGACCUAUCUAUAUUUGUUGGUGAUUUGGCUGCUGAUGUAACUGAUGCUAUGCUGCAAGAAACUUUUUCUAGUAAAUACACAUCUGUUAAAGGAGCAAAGGUGGUUAUUGAUUCAAAUUCAGGGCGUUCAAAGGGUUAUGGAUUUGUCAGGUUUGGUGAUGAAAAUGAAAAGUCCAGGGCUAUGACUGAAAUGAAUGGGAUAUAUUGUUCAAGUAGACCCAUGCGCAUUGGUGUUGCAACACCAAAGAAAGCAUCUGGAUAUCAACAAGGUUAUUCUUCACAGGCUUUAGUUCUGGCUGGUGGACAUGCAAAUGGCAUGGCUGUUCAGGGACCACAAGAUGGCGAGUCGAACAACACGACUAUAUUUGUUGGCGGCCUUGAUUCUGAUGUUAGUGAUGAAGAUCUCAAGCAACCUUUCUCUAAAUUUGGUGAGAUUGUCUCUGUGAAAAUUCCUAUUGGAAAGGGAUGUGGAUUUGUGCAGUUUGCCAACAGAAAAAAUGCCGAGGAUGCAAUACAGGGACUGAAUGGAACAGUUAUUGGCAAGCAAAUUGUUCGUCUUUCUUGGGGCCGAAGUACAGGGAGCAAGCAGUGGAGAAGUGAUUCUAAUAACCAAUGGAAUGGAGGACGUUAUGGAGUCCCAGGCUACGGUGGUGGAUACGGUGGUUACUACGCAGUACCACAGCAGCAGGACGCAAACACGCAAGCCACAGUUGGCGCAGAGUUAAUGGGUCAUCUUGCCCCAGCUGCCGCAGUUAAUGGCUCAUCUUGAGAAAAGAGUAUGACAUUGCAUCAAAACACCAAUCUCUUAGCUUAUUCACUUUGUUAUAGGGAAUUUAUUUAAGUUGUGCUUAACUGAAUCUUUAUUUACCGAAUCAUGUGGCUUCAUAACAUUAUUUCCUCAUCAUGCUUGCUACAUCUGAUGAACAAUUUUGGGGUUUGGGUAGAUUUCUACUAUUAUUAUUAUUUUUUCUUUAA
Messenger RNA from Cucurbita moschata (crookneck pumpkin), 1704 nucleotides. RefSeq names its product polyadenylate-binding protein RBP47-like. The coding region runs from base 155 to 1498 and encodes 447 amino acids. Gene Ontology annotation, molecular function: mRNA binding. The record is from RefSeq and is a predicted model, not a curated record. Lineage: Eukaryota; Viridiplantae; Streptophyta; Magnoliopsida; Cucurbitales; Cucurbitaceae. The transcript is spliced from 6 exons. Gene Ontology annotation, cellular component: cytosol.